Messenger RNA from Mya arenaria, 2257 nucleotides. RefSeq lists its product as uncharacterized. The transcript is spliced from 8 exons. Lineage: Eukaryota; Metazoa; Mollusca; Bivalvia; Myida; Myidae. The record is from RefSeq and is a predicted model, not a curated record. The coding region runs from base 21 to 1742 and encodes 573 amino acids.
AAAUAUAAUUGUUCAACAAGAUGUCUCUCUGGAUACUUGUUUAUUUCAUAAUAAAUCAAUGCAAAGGGCUUGGCAUGCCAGUAAUAGGUCCGUUGACCACUACAUCAACAUGCAGAGAAUGCAUCCUUUUCAAGACAGAAGAAACACUUGCAAAAGUGUAUUGCAUUACCGACGGAGAAUACAACGAUGCUAAUGUGACGUUUAAAAUCGGAUUUAUUGCGUUCACUUUAGUCCGUCAGUCGCCGACAAAUUUUGGGUUACAGUCAAGAGAAAGGCCGUCCGAUGAUAUGCAUGGACUGAAUGCAGUUUGUACAGUUUCUGGGAUAUCCCGGAAUAUGUCAGUGGAAGCACAAAUUUUUGUUGUCGAAAUCCCUGAGGGCCCACCAUUUCUUUCGGCGAGUCCAGUGCUUCUGGAAGGAGAAGAAGUCGAUAUAACUUGCACAUCAUCGAAAGCAAGACCGACACCACGGCUGAAAUUGUUUGUUGAGAAAUCUGAAAUUGAUACUAAUGUAUCGUCUGAAUUUGACAACAAAACAGGGUUUAACUUAUUCAAAUCUGUUUUGAAAUUGCAUACCUUUCAAAAGGAGUGGGGAAAUAAGAAAAUGUGGUGUCAACAGCUUCCUGAUGUCGAUAACUUAUAUACAAACACAUAUAUGUCGAACAUUUUACGUGUGGAAUACAAAUAUCCCCCAUCGCGACUGAAUCUUAACAUUAUUGAUCAAGGCAACCCAUCAAAAGAAUUAGCUGUCCGUUGUUCUGCGUUAGACUCUUAUCCCGGGUGUAAUAUAGCAUGGGAAUCAAGUAUUGAAAACUUCAAGUAUUCUUUACAUCAAUACUUUACGUUUAAGCACACAUCGAUUUCAACGAUCCAUUUCAACGUUACUGAUGCCGAUUUUGGAAAGCAAAUAACAUGUUGGACUGAAUGUCCAGAUUUUUUAAACUCUUUAUCAAACUCAACAAGUGUAAAAUUUGCAAAAAUGCCGAAAAUUGUAGUCUAUUCAUCGUCUGUUUUACCCGUUCCAACUAACACCCACUUAGCUCUCACCUGUGCUGCAAAUGCCUUUCCUUAUGGAAAUAUCACCUGGUCUACUACUCUAUUGUCGAAUGAAAAGCUGUGCUUUGAUUCAUCAACAUGCACUUAUGAAAUGACUACAUCUGACGUUGAACAGGAGUAUUUGUGCAUUGCGGAGAACAAGCAUGGCAGUGACAGAGGGUCCAUAAUUGUCACUAUUGAUAAGGGAGAACCAAGACAAAGCGGAAGAGGAAGUUUUCUGUGGAUACUGCUAUCUGGAAUAAUCGUUGUCGCUCUAGGAAUUAUUGUUCUGGUUGUGUGCGUCUUUCGUAAGCGCUGGUGUCGAGGAAAUACAUUGUACGAGGAUGUUAAUAUUCGUCAAGAUGGCAACCAUACGUACCAAGACAUUGCAGUCCCUUCUCCGAAUAGGCCUCAUGAGGUAGACGCAACGUUGUCUCCUGGAAUUUAUAAUGAGAUUGAUGAAAACAUCCCGUCUACAGUACAGGCGGGAACUAAUCUGACAACAAGUGCGACUGAAAAUAGGCAAUGCCUGAUCGAAAGUAGUAACCCGUACUCUAAUAUAAGCCAAAGAAUCCCAACAGGGUCACAGGUGACUGAAAUGACACGUUACUUCUCAGAGUCAAACAAUCCAGGAAGUGUUAUGGGGGAUUCAAACUCAGAAGGAGGUGAAGGUUACUUACAUGUGAUUUAUAGGUUACAUCUUAAGUAAAUGAAGGGCUAGUUUUUUAUUCUUUGGAAAACAUAAAUUAAUUCAACACAUGAAGUUGGCGUUACUAACUAUAGAGCUAUUACAAUUUAUAUAGUAUGAUAAGAUUACCGAAACAAUUCCGACAACGACAUAGAUAACGAGUAACUUUUCAUAGCCAAACAAUCCAGACAAUGUCAUGGAGAAACACACGCAGAAGGGGGAAAUGUAACGUAGAUGUCUUUCAUAGAACAAGAAAAUGGUCGGUAUGAGAGUGUGAUUUUAUAAAAAGAAACUUGAAGCCAAGCAAUUUGUCAACACAAACUGUUUUGUUCGAUUAGAUAAAAACCGUUGAAUAACAAUACCAUAUCUGCCUUGUUUACGAACAAUGAAGCAUACAAUAUAUCGACGAGUCGGCAUUUAAUGUUAAGUAUUUGUCUCCGAAGCAGUUGUCCAGUUGUAGUAUUAAACACUUUUAUGGUGAUGGCUAUUGUUAUUGUAGAAACCUGGAGUGUUGACAAAACAAACUCGUUGCUUAA